AUGUUAGCUGAGUUACUGGUCACUUUAUCAUUAUUAUUUUAUAGCGGAGACGCAGCCGAAUGUACCGAUGCCGAGUCCGCGAGGGCAGCUUUAGUUUGGGACAGAGCUGCUGCUUCAACGGCUUGCUCGCCGUACGUGAUACAGUAUGACCCCGUCUCUGUGAACGCACCAUGUACUGCUUCCGGUUGUGUUAGCAUUGUUGAAAUUGCAGCUCAAGAUCUUCCAAACUGCACUUUCAAUGGCUCUAACAAGAAAGUUGCGGUCUUAAAUGCUCUCAGAGCGUGCGACUAUAGCAAAUUGUUAAUUGCUGCCACGGAUUCAUCGCGACACCCCAAUUUGAGAUCUUCUAGUCUUGCAAAUGAAUCAACAACUUCAUCACUAACGGAAACGUCAGCAUUGACACUUCAGUCGAUGAGCUGUUCCACUUCAGAGAUCAAAAAUAUGUGGUAUAUGUACGUCACUACAGCUACAAGUGAAGAGUGUGCAGCAGAAUCUGAUAUCAACGGUGGCAAUAUCGAGAUCAUUGCGCAAUGCGAGUCUAGUUGCACAGAAACUAUUAGAAGUCUGGUAGACACGCUGCCAGAUUGUAAUUAUGAAUUUGAAGGCCUUAACAAGAAGCAAAAUGUGCUGGAGCAGCUCAACAACUGCAAAAAGAGUCCUGGUUCUAUCAGUAUUGCGUUGUUUUCUGAAAAUUUUGAUCAAAUUUCACGCUCAGGUGCCUUACAAGUGAGCGAAAAUACAUCGGAAUCGAGCGCCAGAAGUAGUUUGCCAGACAACUCGAUGGAGUCCUCGAAUAUCAAAAGCGGGUGUAGCUCUACCUUAUCGCACCAUGGAAAGGUCUUAACUUGGAUCUCACUCACAGUCGCAAUUAUUUUUACUGCCAAAGUAUAUUAUUAA
This is a messenger RNA of Plasmopara halstedii, 897 nucleotides long. RefSeq lists its product as uncharacterized. The record is from RefSeq and is a predicted model, not a curated record. Gene Ontology annotation, cellular component: extracellular region. NCBI's taxonomy places the organism in Eukaryota, Oomycota, Peronosporomycetes, Peronosporales, Peronosporaceae. The transcript has a single exon. Bases 1 to 897 code for a protein of 298 amino acids.